This is a messenger RNA of Linum trigynum, 2935 nucleotides long. The record is from the annotation of a GenBank genome assembly. NCBI's taxonomy places the organism in Eukaryota, Viridiplantae, Streptophyta, Magnoliopsida, Malpighiales, Linaceae.
CAAACUAAUUCGAGAGGGGCUUGAGCAGUGAACGUGGAAGCAGAAAAAGGGAGUUUGUGGAUUUUACUGACUGCACAGCCAUGGCACAAAGAAGGAGGGGAUUGGGCGAAUUUUAUUUGAUGCUGGUGAAGGACUUGCUUGACCGCACGUUCGUGAGCAUGCCCAAGCCGACGAUGCCAAGUGUCAAACGAAGCCACACAAGCAAUAGGGGAAAGGGGCCGUGAAAUAUUGAGAGGAAGCGAGUAAAGACCGUCCACGGCAAAGCCACGAUGAAGUUCACGCCCCGUGCGUCGGUCCUUGAUGAGAAACAGAGAGUCAAAAAAUUCAAUCGAGAUAGGAUUAGAACGAGUGAGAGAGCUAAUGGAGAGAAGAUUAUAGGGAGCACCAUGCACAUGCAGAAUAUUAUCCAAAGAAAUCGAAGUAUUGGAUAAUGAAGUUGAGGAGGAUCCAAAACGAGAGAUAGGAAGAGAGUUACCGUUGCCAAAAGUCACUUGGUCAGUCCUGUUAUACUCAGAAUGAUGAGCAAGAUUGUCCAAUUCCGAGGUGAGAUGAUGAUUCGUCCCCGAAUCCAAAAUCCAUUGAUGAGAAUUAAAAGGCUGGACAGGCGAGGAGGACAAAAGAGUGUGUGGGCCAGCAGGGGUUUGAGAUGGGCGGGGAUGAGCAGACUGAACAGUUUGGGCCGAGGAAGUAUGCUGAUUAAUCAAUGGGCUGGGGCAGUAAGGUUUAAUAUGACAUUUUCCUCCACAGUUGUAACAUACCAGACCACUAGUGGGCCGAGGCCCAAGCAACCUAUGGGUGCCGAUAGAGAAGUUCUUAUACAAGAGCCGUCCAAAUUCCUAGCGGAUCGGGACCGAACAGCUUGGCUCAUUUGCAGCCCUAGGGUGCCGAUGCCCGAUAGAAAAGUUCUUAUACAAGAGCCGUCCGAAUUCCUAGCGGAUCGGGACUUCGAAUGUUGUCAUGGCUAAUAGAAUGGCCCAUUACCAGAGCGAUCACAUAAGCCCACUCUAAACGGGCCGAACUGAAGAAGUAUGGUGGGACUAUACUUUAUGGUUUUACACUUUUAUUCGAUUUGUUUUGAAUUGAAUUACAUUGUAAUAUUGGUCAAUUACACAUUUGCUCAGUUAUUUUAUUUAAAUUAUUCUACUUUAUCAUCGAAAAACAUUAUUUCCAUAUUUAGAACCUACUUCAAAUCUCGUUUCAUCAUUGUCACUUUCACUUUCAUAAAUUUGUCCUACAAGUAUAACUUUGAGGUUCAUGAUACCAUAUCGUACCAGCGGUUCAACCACAAAAUACCAGUAUCGGAGGCUUAGCUGAUAGGUGGUAUUUACUAUCGCUGACUUUUCCGGUACGGUUUCAUGAACCAUACUUUGGCCAUUAAAUAUAUCAUAUAAAAUUUAAAAAUGAAUAAAAUAUGAUUAUAUUUUAUUUUUUCUCCAAUUUCAAGCAAAUCUAGAGUGUAUAUUUUCAAUAUAUAUAAUAUCGUAAUAAACAAAAAGAAUAUUGAUGACUCUAUGACUAAAUGAAUGUUUUUUCGAAAUAUCACAUAGUGGGUAUCAUUUUGUAGAUCUAGUUGAAUAUGGGUUUUUGAAGCAAACAAAAGUUAAAUAUGAUUUGAAACGAAAGAGAUGACUCGUCUACAGUUAAUGAGAGAGACAAAAUAAGCAGAGAGAAAAAUACAAUAUGUGGCAUAAUUUGAUUGGUUGCGGGAUUAUUUAUUUUGUAUUCAUGUCUAGUUUUAAUAUAAAUAUGUUUUCACUAAACUACCCUUCAUAUAUAUCAAUCUCGGGGCUCCAAUUUUGAAAUGGAGAAAAUCAAUUUUUUAAUAAUUUUUAGGCUGACAAGGCAAUGACAUGGCGUGUUGACCGUCCAAAUUGACGGUCAAACCUUGUGUCGGGCCAAUUGAGUCUAUAUGCUGCAUAGUUGAGGCCAUGAUGUUAAUUUCUAAAACCACGUACCAAAGUUGAUUGGUCAUAGUUCAUACCAAAAUAAAGUAUUAACCCUUAAGCGAUGAAUUCCUUCCCUCCCCAGAAGGCUAGAACCCAACAACUAGAUGGCCGACCAUAUUGCUAUUCGAUCACGCGUAGAACAUAAUCGAUCAAAUGAAACAAAGAUUCAUCACAAUCAGUAGCGAAACGUUCUCCGUCCUCAUCCACCGCUCCAUCCAUGCCGGAAUGGCGACGAAAGCCGUCUAUGCUUUUAGUCGAAUUGAUUUCUACAACUGGGCUCCUAAGAAAAUUGUCUUCUCAAUUGUGAGUUAUGACCGGUACUCUCUACAAGAAGAGAAGAUGCCUCGAAGUCGAUUCCUAAUUCUAUGAUUUGAAGUCCAGAUUUGAGCCUGACGCCAUCAUCUGCGACAAAACCGAGUAAACAACCUAGCAGGCCAGAGUUGCCGCUGACGUGGCGUUUUGCCCCCUCCGUCAGUGAAAUGGAUGGAAAUAAAAAUGGAUGCACAUUUCAUAGACUUGGAUGGUACCCGAUGUACUAUUUUCACUUCAGUGGUAUCCGUCCCUCAUUUCGAGAAGUUUGAUGGCAUCAUGGGUAUUUCUCCCAAUUGGGAUGAUAACUAGGUAGUUAAAUUUAUAAGAAAGAAAAAUUUAAAAAGAAAAAAGAAAAAAGAGAGAUUAAAAAAUCCCAAAGUAGUAGGUUUCCGCUUCGAGCAAAAGGAAGAGCCUUGACUUGUUAUUAAAUGCUAUUCCAAAAUAGAAAAUUAAUAUAGAAUGAGACACUAAAAUUGGAUUCAAGUGGUUUUGAUCAGAGUCGAUAUAUAAGUUGGAUAUCCAUGAGUUUGAGUUCAAUUUUCAUUCCCGUUCAAUUUUCAUUCCCUAAAAAAAGCAGUCACUAAAAAACACUAAACCGGAUAAAACUUGCUCUCGGCCUAAAACUCGUUACACAUCGGAUUCAAAUACCAUUGGUCUAACAAAUAAAAAGUGAAACU